Messenger RNA from Pyricularia pennisetigena, 996 nucleotides. RefSeq lists its product as uncharacterized. The record is from RefSeq and is a predicted model, not a curated record. NCBI's taxonomy places the organism in Eukaryota, Fungi, Ascomycota, Sordariomycetes, Magnaporthales, Pyriculariaceae. Bases 1 to 996 code for a protein of 331 amino acids. The transcript is spliced from 2 exons.
AUGGCUGGUAAGCUAUGGUUCCAGGAAGCGCGUCGGCGACUGCUAGGACGGACCGGCGCAGACUCAGAUAGAAUAGAACGUCCCACGCCAGCAGCGAAAGACACGGCAACUGCAGAUCCCGAACCGCAAGACACGAACCGUCCAGCGAACCGAGAUACAACCCGCGGUGAACUCGAGUCCACGACCGAUGAGCAACUCUCGGCCCUCUUCUUUACGCGACUGCCUCCCGAGCUACGUCGCAUGAUCUACGCCCAGGUCUGGUCCCACACAGCCGGCAACGGCCGCAUGCACCUGGACUCGGGCGGUAGCGCAGACGCUCCUCUACGGCAUGUACCUUGCGUUGUAGGCCACGUACAGCAGGGGGCUGUCAACGCGGGCGGUGCGCUGCAACCUGAGCAGGGGAUGCUGUGGUGGACGCAAAACCAGCUGCUCGCGCUGCACUGGGCCGCGCAUGCAGAAUGUGCCAGGGCGAGCCGUCUAAGGCCAAUACGGGAUACCAGUGUGCCUGAUCCACAGGAUGAGGAAGAGAAGCGGGGGCAAGGGGCGUUCAUGCCUUUGUUCCUGACCUGCAAACGAAUGUACUCAGAGUCAAUAACAACGCUCUUUGAGACGACCACCCUUAUCUUCCAGUCAUCGCUCGACGCGACGUCCUUCUUCACGCCCCCGAAAGACCGUCUACCCAACCGCUACUUCCCAACACUGCGAUCAAUAGAGAUUAACCUUGCCUACGAGUACGACCAUGUAUACCUACACAGCAUUGCAAAUCCGGAGGGGCAUCCCAGACUCCCAGGUGCCGAUGGCGUGGUGGUUGGAAUGGCCGCGUGGGACCGACUCGUCAGGGCCCUUGCGGCGGCCGUCCCGGAACUGGGCGGUUUGGAAGUGUUCAUCAGCGGCAUGCCGCCGAUGGGGAAACGUGCAUUCGCGGACACGUUUGACUCUGUGGGGUGGAGACCCAACAGGUUGAGGUUGCAGUUCCCGACGAAUUUACAGCGGUGA